GGGAGCUUUGUACAAAAGAACCCUGUACCGUGUCGUUGGCAAUCAUUAAAAUAGCAUAUUAGGACAUCGAUAAAUAAUUAUCAACAUGCGGGAAAGAAGAGCUUGUCGCACGGCGUCCAUUCCUUCGAAGAGCCGGGUUCGAAGUGCUGGCAAUGAGAUGCGUGGAUCUUUGGUUGUUCGUAAAUUACAUGGUGUUACGUCACCACUAGGUAUGACGUCAUCGAUGGAUGGAGUGGUUCUUCCAAACGGCGAAGCUUUAUCCAAUAUGAGCUCUUCGAGAUUGAGAGAGGAUUUGAAACAUAAAUUAAGUAACGUCGAAUACGACCAACGAUCACUCGAACUGCUAGUCAGACUUCUAAGGACAGGACCAUUCGUUCGCGAAGUCGUUAAUGACGAAAACAGACGACCAGACAUUUCGCCGCCCCCGCCUUCAAUCGAUGAUCUUUCUGAAUCUACAAAUUUCGUCAGCGAAUACGUGGUAGGAAGAAGUCCUUCAUCUAAGAAUGUGUCGCCGCGAUUCAGACAGCGUCCAGUUACCACAGACCCUUCUGUCAGAUUUAGAAAAAGUAUUGAAGAACUGAAGGAGGCUCGUGAAAGAUUCGGCGUCUGUAUGUCUGUUAAUGGAACAAUUGCUAAAGUUCGCAGCCUACAACAGAGAAAUGAAAAAAGCAGAAGAAAUGCCGGAAGAGAUAAAUUACCGGCUCUCAACGGCUCUUCAUCCAGUGGCGACAGUUUGGACGACGAAAACAGGCACGUGACAGCAAGAAAUUAUGGCGUCAUAACACCCCUUGGACCAUGGCUGACAUUAUCGGGCCGAAAGAUUCAACUGAAACGUCAAGAUCACGUGAAACAAGUGCUCGGUCAUGCGGAACACUUGACCAACCAACCGGAACAAGAUUUCAUUCAUUUCCCACGACAAAAGAGGACAGUGCGUAGCGCUCCUCCCAAAGCUUCAAUAAAAGCAAUGCCUGUUAAGAAACUGGCAUGGAGCGAUGGGAAUAAACUCGUUAUGACCAAGGUUAACAGAUCUUUCCGUAACGUGAGAAAUCCAAUAAGAUUUUCCGCUUCUUUCCCGGGAUUUGAAACCCCAAUACUGAUUCCUGGAACUGAAAUAAAAGAAAAUGAAAGCUCGGCAAGAAUUUUACCAAGUCCUGACAACAAAUUUGACCAGAAAGAGCAACAACCGUCAGCCAUUACCCCCACGCCUCCUCUAAGUUACCAUAGCAACGAAUCUGCGUCACGUCCGGCAUCCGGAAGUAUGCCACGCCCUGUUCGUUCAGUCGUCAUCAAACUUCCUAAUACUGGGAUUUUGACGUCACCAAGCGUUACAUCACCUAAUAUGACGUCACCCAAUAUGGUAACUUCAAAUUCACUCAACAGUUUGCCAGUUCGACCGACAAUUAGAUUGGAGUCAUUGAGGAAACUAAAAGUGUGACGAAAAGUAAGAAGAAAAAUAUCUUGGCUUGAAAACGGGACUAAUAAAUCAAAGUAUUUAUGGCGAGACAUAAGCCAGCUUUCAACGGUCGUAAAGUCUAGGACCGGUCUAGAAGAAUACGCUCAAAUACUAAACGGCAUUUUUUUAACAUCGUAACGUGGCUUCACUUGAAUCGCGACCAAAAGGUUGGGAAACACUAAAGUAGAAGUAAACUAAAACUGGACCCCAAGUUACCUUCGGCUCUCGACUCUUUGUGAAAAUUUCGACUCUUACUCUAGCAACGAAUUUCUAUAGAAAUCAAUUUUUUUUUAAAACGACGUAAUCUUUAAUAGGUUGUUUAAAACGCUUAGUCCACUUAAUUUUAUUAUAUAAAGUUUUCACUUUGUUUGUUUAUCAUUAUUAAAAGUACGGAAUUCCGAAUCUUGAAAAGGCAAAAUUCGAAUCCCAACUCCGGAGAGUUUAAAAAUAUGACUCCGGUUUUGACACUAAUCCAAACAUAAAAAAGGCUGAUUUUAUAGCAAAACAUGCAGACGCCC
This is a messenger RNA of Styela clava, 1971 nucleotides long. RefSeq lists its product as uncharacterized. The record is from RefSeq and is a predicted model, not a curated record. Lineage: Eukaryota; Metazoa; Chordata; Ascidiacea; Stolidobranchia; Styelidae.